Molecule: messenger RNA, 1832 nt
Organism: Ceraceosorus guamensis
Lineage: Eukaryota; Fungi; Basidiomycota; Exobasidiomycetes; Ceraceosorales; Ceraceosoraceae
Exons: 4
Coding region: 53-1438 (461 amino acids)
Source: RefSeq, a predicted model, not a curated record
UUCAUAUGUUAACCCCUCCUCUUCCGCGUUCUAGGCCAAAAAGCCAGGCCUCAUGAAGAAGACGUGGGGAUCCAUGCGCAAGCACCCUUAUAGAACAGCAGCCGGUCUCACUGGACUGGGUACAGGCGGCGCCACGAUUGCCGGCGUUGCGCAAUAUCAGCACAUGCACGACCAAGAGCUCAAGAAGCUCAAGCGCCCAUAUCAGGAUGAGAUUGAUGCGUACAUGAAGGAAGUCGCCCAAAAUCCAGUGCGAAGGUCAAUCGAAGACAUUGGUUCGUCCGAGUCGCAGGCGGUCAAGAUAGCCGCUCGAGGUCUGCCUCAGCCUGCCUCCACUGCUUUCACCGAUGGCGUGCACAGCGUCUUUCGCCGCUACGGUGUAAAAACAGCGGGUCGCCUCUCCUUCCCGCCGGAGGCGCCUUUUGAGCGCAGAAAGGCCGAAGAUCUCCUACCUCGCCAGGUUGAACUUACCUCGAUAGGGAAGAAGGCGGAGAAAGUCAUCCAUCUUGGAAGCCCAGGCGGGGUCAAGCCUACCAAAGUAAGGAGGGUUCGCAGCUUCACAAAGACGUACGUUCGCAAACAUCCGGUCACUACUUCAGUCGGCGCCGUUACCGGUCUAGGCAUCACGGGCGCCGGCGUUUACGGCGCAGUGAAGCUGGCGAACCAUCACGAUGGUCACAAGGCUCAGUCUAACGGACGGGCCGAUGACGGCUCAUGGGCAAAUCACGGUGUGGGAGGAGGUGUCAAGCCUGGAACGCCAGGAACGAUCACGUAUGCCGAUGGUUCCACGGCUCCAUUAGAAGCCUACAAGAAUCCUAUGGGUAUUGGGCCGCAGGUGUACGCCCCGAGUGGGCCAGCUCCCGCGCCCAAAGAUGCCAAAGCUCCCGUUGGGAAGUUUCCACCAAUCAUGGGUAUCGGACCAGAGGUUUACGUCCCAGACGCGCCUGCUCCUACUCCUGCUCCCUCUCCGGCCCCGAACAACGACCCCAAACAUCAUCGACGCAGUCUGCCUCGAGACGAAGCAUUUGCCAGCCUCUUGGCGCGAGAUUUUGAGAGUGAGCAUGGCUCCUACAUACACGAGCGAUCGGCAUCGUCAGCUGAGCUCGAGCGUAGAGCUGGUGCUGGUCCGCUGAAGGCGCUGGGAAAGAUCUUCACCAAGAAGAAGGCGGGACCUGCGACCAAAUUCCUCGCGACCGGCCUGAUCGCUGGUGGAGCGAUUGGAGGAAGCUACAUGCUGGCUCAUGGGCUGACCCAUCAUGUGGCCAAGAACGAUGCAAAGAUGGAUUUCAUCACUAAGCCUCAGGCAUACAAAUGGGGCGAUCAAAAGAUAACGGAAGACCCUCAAGCCUAUGUAUUCCCAACCGGUCCUACCAGCCCGCAAAACAUUGAGAUCCCAAUCACGCUCACUCCCGUUGCUACCGCUGACAAAGGUGGCAAGUAGAAAGUGUAUCGCCUACCAUUGCACAUCUCUUCCUCGAGCCGGGCGAGGAAAGAUUAGGCUGGCGAUAGGCUUUGUUGAAUCUUUUCGCAAGAGGCGCAAGAAAUGUUCAUGCCGGCUUUGAACCUUUGCUGCUUUACAGCCUGCUCAUCUUGCCGACUUCUUUCAUCAAGAGGUUCUGGCACCUGAGACCUAGCAUGACGUUUCCCUUGACCUUCAAUUUGCCCUUGAGGAACGCAGCUUGAGGAUUCAUUUGACCUGUGGCGAGACGCACCAUAUCCUGACGAAGGGCGCAGAUGCAAGAGAGCCAAGGGUAAGGUCAGUCUCGAGGCCGGAUGGCAAUAUCCCGACUUGCAACAAGACGCCCGUACGUGCCCAGGCGUUGCCGUCCUUUUAC